UGGGCGGCAACACGUACAAACGGUCGGGCUGAAUCAGAAUGCCACAGACUGGUCCACGACGCAGCUGCGCUACACGUGUCUAGAUUAUCAGCGAUGGACAGAUCACUGUCAGAGAGCGUUGCUCGUCAUCCUGCGAGUGCUCAUAUGCAGCUCGUUAGGUUGGAGACUCGAUGAUCUUUGAGGUAGACAUUCACAACUGAACUCCUUCAGGAAUCAAGAGGUUUGUUGAAAUUGCCUGAGGAGAUUUGACAGCUUGCGGGAAGUAUGUUCACAUAAUUACUGCAGUCGGUUUUGGUGUUUAGUAACUGGAAGCCUGCAUUUCUCAGCCAAUCAUGAACAAUUCGGUUGUUUUAGCGCCCCUGGUGUCGAACUGCAGCUAUAUGUCUUGCCACGAUUUUGGCGAUUGCAAUGUUGUCUUGAGCUUCAGCGAGGAGGACGCGAUAGGAUAUUUGUACAGCGACUUGGACAAGCUGUAUUUCACCAUCAUUUUGCCAAUUUUAUUUGCAUUGGGAGUCCUGAGUAACGUUGCAUUUCUUCUCGUGAUAUACAAUGUGAAACGUAUGAGGACCUCCACCAAUUAUUGUCUGGCCAAUCUAGCUGUGGCUGAUGUGUUGUUCCUGAUGGGCUCGGUGGGUAGUAAACUUCUCAAAUAUGCCAACAGUCCUAUAACCAUCGACGACAGCUCGCUGGGCCUGGCCGGCUGCAUCGCGGUGUACCUCAUCAGCGAUACGGCGUACCUCCUCUCCCUGGCGGCUAUCACCCUCGUGUCGUUCGAGAAGUUCUACGCUGUGUGCUCGGCGUACCGAGCCCUGGGUGAUUCCCGCCGACGGGUGUUCGUCCGUCUUCUGGUGGCUUCCUGGAUAGUCGCGUUCUGUGUCGCUGUGUCUUUCAUCCCUUGCAUCGUGGAUUACGUAGUCGUCUGCUCUUUUUGGCCUCCUGGUGAUCCGUUCAACAGCUGGCCGAGUGAAUUCGCCUACUGUGGGCCAGUGGGAGACUGGGCCAUCUUAUACGGUGCUGGGGCCCAGGCUAUACCCUUCCUUCUCAUCUUUCCCAUCAAUGUGUAUCUUUACCUGCGCAUCAUCGUCAGCAUCACCCGUGCUAUCAAGGACACCAGCAUAGCGGGCAGAAAGAAGAAGAACAUUCGCCAGAGAAACCAGAUAGCCAUCAUGCUGAUUGUUAACGGUGCUGUAUUCUUUAUCUGCUUAGCCCCCUUCGAAAUGAUAAGUCUGUUUUACAUGAUAGCGUUCGCACACAACGGGGAGUUCAUCCUUCCCGAGGAUACACGACAAAGUCUCACAUCAUCGGCGAAGGUGUUGGCGUACCUCAACGCUGCCGUCAACCCGUUCGUGUACACCUGUAUGAGUGCGCAGUACCGAGAUGCAUUCUGUCAGACCUUCGGGAUUGGACGCUGCAGCAGGUCUGCGAACGGUGGUGAAACAGAAAGGCAACCGGUCUUCAAACGCGCGCGUCAGAUGUCCUCAAACCUCACUGCUUCAACUUCAGCGGGGAGCAGCAUGAAGAUCUACCACACCGUGCGUCCAACAGGCUCGCACAGAGUGUAUUAAUUUUACAAUGAUAUUUGGCAUGCCCUCACACAAAAAUCACUCUCUCCUAUUCAAACUAAGAACAAGACGAUAAGGGUGAAAUUCAUUAAGUGUGAGAUAUCAAGUCAUCUCUUUUUUUAGAUUCUUUCAUUUUCACAUUGAAGUCUGUCACUCAAAAUCUUAUUGUCUUCUGCAGUUUUAUUAGGAGACAGAGUGAUAUUUUCCUCCCUGGAAAUUACACAAUUAUUAAAUUGCCGAGGCCCGAACUGACUGGUCUUAACGGUUAGACAAGUGUCUUAGGCCACUGAAUUGCAAGCACGUUCCUAGUUACAUUCACUAUGAUUGCUGUGAUGAACGUAACUAUGAAUACCUGACGAGAACUGCUGGUGAUUAUCCAGUGUUGUCAUGAUCACAUUGCCCUGUUCAAAUGUCACCGACUUCGGUCCUCAGCUUUCUGUUAACUUAGUCUCAAAACUGAGAAGAUCUGUAGAUCGUAUAAUUAUCCGUUCUCUUAUUAGAAACUCGGUUUUUGCCUCGCCAGAAGUUUUAACACAUUAAUAUUCAGUGUUCAGUGUAAAUUAAUACUCAGUACAUGUAUGACGUCCGUCACGUGCCGACACACUUCUUCACCCCGAGUAUAUACGUGCGCCCAUGUUGAAGUCGUCGGACAGAAGAAAAAAUGAAGAACUUGAAAUGACUAUCACGUGCCGACAAGAGUACCGAAGUGUGACGUCACUUUGAACCAGAAAGUGCAGUGUAAACGA
Molecule: messenger RNA, 2308 nt
Organism: Acanthaster planci (crown-of-thorns starfish)
Lineage: Eukaryota; Metazoa; Echinodermata; Asteroidea; Valvatida; Acanthasteridae
Product: neuromedin-U receptor 2-like
Biological process (GO): G protein-coupled receptor signaling pathway
Cellular component (GO): plasma membrane
Molecular function (GO): G protein-coupled receptor activity
Source: RefSeq, a predicted model, not a curated record